Hippocampus comes (tiger tail seahorse) is the source of this 1051-nucleotide messenger RNA. RefSeq names its product transmembrane protein 42b (gene tmem42b). Bases 209 to 679 code for a protein of 156 amino acids. The record is from RefSeq and is a predicted model, not a curated record. The transcript has 4 exons. NCBI's taxonomy places the organism in Eukaryota, Metazoa, Chordata, Actinopteri, Syngnathiformes, Syngnathidae.
AAAGACAACAACUCCCAUAGUGCAACGCGGACCGAUUAGCGGACCAACCCCGUCGCUUCUACAGACGUAUGCGCUGUGACUGCCCCCAAACGGCCAAGUGGAGAAAAUGCACCGCACGCCACCACAUCAGAGGGGCUUUUGAGCGGUGAAGCCCGAGAGGUGGAAAGAUGGUGUAGCCCAUUAUGUAUCGAAGCUGUCCUCCUUCAAGAUGUUCCCCGGAGUUUUCUAUGCACUGCUGGCGGGUUUCCUCGCGGCCGUGGCGUCGUCGUCGGCCAAGCUGUCCCUAGGAGCGGACUACCUGAAGGGAGUGUGCGAGACGGGGAUCCGGACGUGGGGCGAGCAGCGGAGAUUUCGGCAAGUGGACGAAACUACCGCCUGCGAUCGGCUUCACAUCCCUCUGAGGCUGCUGUGUGGCGGACUGCUUUUCACCUGCAAUGCUGUGAUGUGGACCUUCCUUGCCAAAGCACUCAGGUACUCCUCCUCCUCCACCCAAACCACUGUGACCACCACUGCCUCCAACUUGGUAUCUUCCGCUUUCCUGGGCCAGCUGAUCUUCGGUGAGGCCCAAAUAACACUGUGGUGGGUCGGGAUCUCCCUGACGUUCUCUGGCCUGCUCGUACUGCAGAGGGUUUCGCCGCAGGAUCGACAACCCAGCGCGGUCGCCAAGCGAGAUGAAUGACAGUUUCAUCUCCACUUAACUGUGUUCAGCCUGAUUCGGUUCUUCUCAUACAUAUGCUUUGAAUAGCUUCUAAGUCUAAUUUCCCAUCACGCCAAAGAACCAUCCUAUGUCAGAGAAUGUUUUUUUAAAUGUGUCUAUUGAUGAAAUCUAUCAAAUACAGGGAAACAAACCAAAAAAAAAAAAAAGUGAUUUUGUUUUGACUCUUGCUAAAACAUAAAAAAUACAUUCAAAAUUAACGUCUGCGCCUUGUUCAACAGGAGUCUAAUUAGCAUGGUCAUUAUUGGUCUGAAUGGGUACAAGACGGGCUAGCAGUGACAAGGUACAUCUUAAUAGCUAACAAUCAAAGAAAAAAAUACAAAUAUAUUUAUAAUA